UCGGCUAGUGCUUUCGUUUGAUCGAGAGCAGGCAUGGCGGAGAGCAUGGAAGCAAGGUCGUCGGAGCAAGGCGGGGGCGACCGCCGCGGCAGGCUGAAGCUGCCUCCCGGGUUUAGGUUCCACCCAACGGACGAAGAGAUAAUCAGGAGCUACCUCCUCCCCAAGUUCGAAAAUUAUGAAUUCUCCCCCGACGCCGUCGGCGAGGUCGACCUCAACAGCUGCGAGCCACGAGAUCUCCCAGGCAUGGCGCCGAUGGGGGAGAAGGAGUGGUAUUUCUUUGUGCGCAAGGGCCUCAAGUACCCGACGGGGAGUCGGGCCAACCGCGCCACCAGCGAGGGCUACUGGAAGGCCACCGGCAAAGACAGGGAGAUCUCCAAGCCCCGCGGCGGCGGCAGAGGCAAGGAGCUGGUGGGGAUGAAGAAGACGCUGGUGUUCUACACGGGCAGGGCGCCCCGGGGAGCCAAGUCCGACUGGGUCAUGCACGAGUUCCGCCUCGAAGGGAGGUCCAGGGAGCAAACCAUGCAGAAGCACAAGGACGAAUGGGUCGUCUGCAAGGUGUUCAACAAGAAGCCGGAGGCCAAGACGAUGACCCAGACGGCCGCCGCCGCGGACGUCGAAUGUUCCUACUCCGCUGUGACGACGCCGAACGCUAGCUCGGUCGUCGACGGCGCCGGCGACGGCACCGAUGACUUCAUCGACUCCAUGUUCACUGUUGACCCGCUCUACUACAACAACUCCAACGAGUACACAAGCGACCUGCUGCCGGCCAACGCGACGACGACCAUCACCACCACCACCAACAGCAACACCAACGCCGUCGCGCCGUCGUACAACGCGGACUACUACUAUACCGUUCCUACUACAGCUGGAACCUUCAACGCCAUGCCUAACUACAGCUUGACCAACGCGCCAAGCAACAUGCAGGCGGUGGCACUGGCCGCCGACACCAUGGCCAGCUCAGUCCCGGCAAUAAGGGGCGACAGCGACCUCGGCGCCUCCUGGCAGCACAUGCUUAAUACGGCGCCGUCGUAUGGGAUUAUGGGAGGAAGCUACGACGUUAACCAGCAGGACCAGCAGGCGAUCAUGGUGAGAGCUCUAGGAGGUGCCAUCGGCUUCCCAAACUUCGGUGCGCCGGUGACGGGUCUGCCAAGUACCAGUGUUCCGCCGCAGCAGAAGAAGCUUGGGAGCUACGUCGACGACGGUGAAUUUCCGUAUGGAAAUUAUGCUGCUGCCACCAUGAAUGGACAAUCAGCUGCUGCUAAGAAUUUUGGCGCUCGGCCAUACUGAUACUGAUCGUAUGUGCACUGAUUUUAGUCCUGUGGCAGUUUUGUUGGUUGGUUGCUUCGUGGUUAGAUUGCUGAUUACAUGGGAGAUAGCGAGAGAUAUACUGUUCAUCCAUUUUAGAUUUUGAGAAAAAGAACAUACCAUUUGGUGUAA
Messenger RNA from Lolium rigidum, 1437 nucleotides. RefSeq names its product NAC domain-containing protein 92-like. The coding region runs from base 34 to 1287 and encodes 417 amino acids. The transcript is spliced from 3 exons. NCBI's taxonomy places the organism in Eukaryota, Viridiplantae, Streptophyta, Magnoliopsida, Poales, Poaceae. Gene Ontology annotation, biological process: regulation of DNA-templated transcription. Gene Ontology annotation, molecular function: DNA binding. The record is from RefSeq and is a predicted model, not a curated record.